CUCAAUUGGCUUCUGCAGGCGGCUUCUACUCCAAGAGAUGAUGGGGAAAAUCGGCUUCUCCCUGAUCCUUGCCCUGGCUCUGGUGACCCUCAGCACCUCUUCAGAGAGAAAGUGUGUCCUGUCCGGAUCGUGGAGGAGCAGCCUGGGCUGCAAGAUGGUUGUAUCCGAACUCAGCGAGGCGGGAGCAUUCUCAGGUUCGUACCUCUCUGCAGCAAUGGCCCCCAGAGCUGAUCUCCUGUCGUCGCGUCUGCACGGAAUCCAGCACAGCGCCAGCCAGAAGGAGCAGCCAACCUUCGGGUUCACCGUGAAGUGGCAGUUCUCAGAGUCUCCGCCAGACUCCAUGAGCGUCUUCGUGGGCCAGUGCUUCAUGGAUGACCAGGGAGAGGAGACCCUGCAGACCACGUGGCUGCUGCGCAAGGAGGUUGGAUCCCCCAGCGCCAACUGGGAAGCGACCAGGGUCGGCACAAACGUUUUCACCCGGAUCAAGUGACGGAACGUGGGCAAAGCCGUGAGGAGCGACGGUGUCCGGUGACCCAGCAGCACCGUGACCCCACUCUGCAGCUCCUGCCUCCUCCCCCACCCCCCACCCCCGCGUCCGGAAUUGUUCUGGGCUCUCUCGAGAGUGUCUCACCCGGUGUCAGGGCUGUUUGCUGGGCUGCAGAGGCGCCGUCUCUGUCUCCAUCUCCCCUCGCUCUCCGGUUACACCCCCAGAAUCGCUGCCCACGCCCCCCACGCUGCAGUUUAGUUCCUUUCCCAGUAAAGCUCUAGCGCGGGAGGCAAAUGAGUCUCUGGUGUUUUUAUCGCUCUUGGCCCUUGGGGUGAAGCUGUUGCUGAGCCGUGAUUCCCACUUGCCCUCUCUGGAUUCCCUGGGAGGUGUCGGAUUCUCUCCCACGAGCCGGGCCCUUCCUGGGACGCCCCUUGGCAGGUUCAUCCCCCUGGCUCGCUCCUUUGCUCGCUGCCCGUUGCCCGGGGCACAGAGUGCAACAGCCGCUGCACAGCCCCUCGGAGACGCCCUUCCUGCUAAACGGCCCUUCGCUCACUCAGGCGGUUCCUGUCCAGCGCGCUCAGCCCGGGGGUUCGUUUCUCUCGGGCAUCCGGCGCCGCCCACCUCGAGUUCUAGGCACCAGGAGCCAAAUAAACAUUUUCCAUCGGAAAAA
Chrysemys picta bellii (western painted turtle) is the source of this 1157-nucleotide messenger RNA. Lineage: Eukaryota; Metazoa; Chordata; Testudines; Emydidae. The record is from RefSeq and is a predicted model, not a curated record.